This is a messenger RNA of Tupaia belangeri chinensis (Chinese tree shrew), 6361 nucleotides long. RefSeq names its product dynamin binding protein (gene DNMBP). Gene Ontology annotation, biological process: cilium assembly; intracellular signal transduction. NCBI's taxonomy places the organism in Eukaryota, Metazoa, Chordata, Mammalia, Scandentia, Tupaiidae. The record is from RefSeq and is a predicted model, not a curated record. Gene Ontology annotation, cellular component: cytoplasm. Gene Ontology annotation, molecular function: protein binding; guanyl-nucleotide exchange factor activity. Bases 9 to 4727 code for a protein of 1572 amino acids. The transcript is spliced from 17 exons.
GUACAAACAUGGAGACUGGGUCAGUGGUCCGAGCCAUCUUUGACUUCUGCCCCAGCGUAUCGGAAGAACUGCCGCUCUUCGUGGGAGAUGUUAUUGAGGUGUUGGCAGUGGUUGAUGAAUUCUGGCUUCUAGGAAAGAAGGAGGAUGUCACAGGACAGUUCCCCAGCAGUUUUGUGGAAGUCGUGACCAUUCCCAGUCUAAAAGAGGGAGAGAGGCUGUUUGUCUGCAUCUGUGAAUUUACGUCCCAGGAACUGAACAGUCUUUCCCUCCACCGAGGUGACCUGGUGAUUCCUGAUGGCGCACCCACUUCAGGCUGGCUGCAGGGCCGGAGCUGCUGGGGUGCCCGGGGCUUCUUCCCCUCCUCGUGCGUCCGCGAGCUCUGCCUGUCGUCGCAGAGCCGCCGGUGGCACUCACAGAGCGCCCAGCUGCAGAUGCCGGAGUACUCCAUGGGGCAGGCUCGGGCCCUGAUGGGGCUCUCCGCCCAGUUGGAUGAGGAGCUGGACUUCAGGGAAGGGGACGUGAUUACCAUUAUUGGGGUUCCCGAACCAGGCUGGUUUGAAGGGGAGCUUGAGGGCCGAAGAGGCAUUUUCCCAGAAGGUUUUGUAGAGCUCUUGGGGCCCCUGAGGCCUGUGGAUGAGUCGGUAAGUUCUGGAAAUCAGGACAGCCGCAUUACGAAUGGCAAGGUCGAUGCUGCUGUGGAUGAAGAGAGAGGGCCAGAGGAGGACAGCGAGCAGCCGGGGACCUAUGGGGUCGCCCUGUACAGAUUCCAAGCCCUGGAGCCAAAUGAGCUGGAUUUUGAAGUAGGGGAUAAAAUCCAAAUUCUGGCGACCUUGGAAGACGGCUGGCUGGAAGGGUCCCUGAGGGGCAGGACAGGCAUCUUUCCGUACCGCUUUGUAAAGUUAUGUCCUGACGCAGGGGUGGAGGAGACCGUGGCUCUGCCCCAGGAAGGCCUUCCCAAGGGCCCUGAAACUGCCGUGGAUUCUUUGGAGAACUCCUUCCCAGUGGAGGAACGAACACAUGACCCUCAUGAGUGUGAAGCGGAGAAGCCCAGCUGUGUUCCUGAAGCACCCGCCUUUCCCGGCCGCCUGACCCCUGAGCAUGAAGUCGGCAGAAGCUUGUACUGGGAAGAAGGCUCCUCUGGAGGGCCCCCCAGAAGCCCAGGUGUGGAGCAUGGACAGCUUCCGGCCACAGGCUCUUCCACUCCGAGUCCUUCGGAGGUGGUCAAUGGGAUUUCCUCCCGACCUCAGGUACCUUCUCAUCCCCGAGUGCAGAGAAAGCAGUGUUACUCGGCCGCAGAAGGGAGCUUUCCGAGCCCCGAGCAGUACUGCGACCUUCCUCCUCCAGAAGCACGGCCGAGCGGUUACUGCAGCCUACCUCCCAAGGGAACGCAUUCCCAGCCGAAAGCCCUGCGGAAGCCAGCACCCCCUCUGCACAGGGGCGCAUCCCUGUCGCCCUCCAGGCUAGUCAAGCCCAGCCAGCUGAGCUCCCAGCUCCAGGGCAUGGUGAGGUAUGCUAAAAGGCACCGCAUCCCCAAGGAAAACGCGUCCAACCUUUGUUCGGCGCCAGAGAGAUCCGAGAUGAGGCCUGGUCCCCAGAGCCAGGGUCCUGCCGUGGAAGGAACGGCCCUGUCACAGGGAGAUGGCAGCCUGGACCUGGAUUCAAAGUUGACACAGCAGCUGAUAGAGUUCGAGAAGAGCCUAUCGGGGCCUAGCGCAGAGCCGGAUAAAAUCUCACGCCACUUUUCAAUCAUGGACUUUAACUCCGAGAAGGACAUUGUCCGAGGUUCCUCGAAGCUCAUCACCCACCAGCAGCCACCGGAGAGGAGGAAGGCCCUCAGGCCACCGCCGCCCCGUCCCUGUACUCCAGCAUCCAUUUCUCCCCACUCGCUGGUCGGCCAGAACCUGAACCCCGCACCACCCUUGGCCGUGCGGCCCUCGCGCCCGGCUCCCCUGCCUCCCUCCGCCCAGCAGAGAGUGAAUGCCGUGUCCCCCAGGCUCCUCACCUCUCCUCGCCCCAGCUGCGAGACCCCGGGAAAGGACAGCCCCGAGCAUACGGAGAAGGGCGUGGACCCGACCUCCCCGUGCCCCUUGGUACUGGUGAGGAUUCAGGAGAUGGAAGAAGACUUGGAUAUGUACAGCAGGGCUCACGAAGAGCUCAACCUGAUGCUGGAGGAGAAGCAAGACGAGUCGCUGAGGGCAGAGACCCUUGAGAAUCUCGAGUUCUACGAGAGCAACAUUGACAGUCUGAACAUGGAAAUCCAGCAGCUUCGAGAAAUGAUGCUUCUCUCCCAGUCCUCAUCACUGCCUCCUUCUGGGUCUGUGUCCACCGAAAACCCAGAGCAGAGGAUGCUGGAGAAGAGAGCCAAGGUGGUAGAAGAACUUCUGCAAACAGAAAGAGACUACAUUCGGGAUCUGGAGAUGUGUAUCGAACGGAUCAUGGUCCCGCUGCAGCAGGCACAGGUGCCAAACAUUGACUUUGAGGGACUCUUUGGAAACAUGCAGAUGGUGAUUAAAGUCUCAAAGCAAUUACUGGCUGCUCUGGAAAUCAGCGACGCUGUAGGGCCCGUGUUUCUGGACCAGCGGGAUGAACUGGAGGGGACGUACAAGGUGUACUGCCAGAACCACGAUGAGGCCACCUCGCUGCUGGAAGUCUACGAGAAGGAUGAGAAGAUCCAGAAGCAUCUUCAGGACUCCUUGGCAGACCUUAAGAGCCUGUACAGUGAAUGGGGUUGCACAAAUUAUAUUAACCUGGGCUCCUUCCUCAUCAAACCGGUCCAGAGAGUGAUGCGUUACCCGCUGCUGCUGAUGGAGCUGCUGAACUCCACACCGGAGUCCCACCCAGAUAAAGGGCCUUUAACCAGCGCAGUCCUCGCAGUCAAGGACAUCAACGUCAACAUCAAUGAGUAUAAACGGCGGAAGGAUCUGGUCCUCAAGUACCGGAAGGGUGACGAGGACAGCCUGAUGGAGAAGAUCUCCAAGCUGAACAUCCACUCCAUCAUCAAGAAAUCCAACCGGGUCAGCAGUCACCUGAAACACCUCACUGGCUUCGCCCCUCAGAUAAAAGAUGAAGUAUUUGAAGAAACAGAAAAGAAUUUCCGAAUGCAAGAAAGGUUGAUAAAGUCUUUUAUCAGAGACUUGUCUCUCUACCUCCAGCAUAUCCGGGAAUCGGCGUGUGUGAAAGUGGUGGCUGCCGUGAGCAUGUGGGACGUGUGCGUGGAGAGGGGACACCGAGACCUGGAGCAGUUCGAGAAGGUGCAUCGCUACAUCAGUGACCAGCUCUUCACACACUUUAAGGAGAGGACAGAGCGGCUUGUCAUCUCUCCCCUCAACCAGUUACUGAGCAUGUUCACGGGGCCGCACAAGCUGGUGCAGAAGCGCUUCGACAAGCUCCUGGACUUCUAUAACUGCACGGAGCGGGCCGAGAAGCUGAAGGACAAGAAGACCCUGGAGGAGCUGCAGUCAGCCCGGAACAACUACGAGGCCCUGAACGCCCAGCUGUUGGACGAGCUGCCCAAGUUCCACCAGUACGCCCAGGGCCUCUUCACCACCUGCGUCCACGGCUACGCCGAAGCCCACUGCGACUUCGUGCACCAGGCCCUGGAGCAGUUAAAGCCGCUGCUCUCGCUACUGAAAGCUGCCAACCGAGAGGGGAACCUCAUCGCCAUCUUCCAUGAAGAGCACAGCAGAGUCCUGCAGCAGCUCCAGGUUUUCACCUUCUUCCCGGAGUCUCUCCCAGCUGCCAAGAAGCCUUUUGAGAGGAGGACCAUGGAGCGCCAGUCUGCUAGAAAGCCCCUCCUGGGCCUGCCAAGUUACAUGCUGCAGUCAGAAGACCUCCGGGCCUCCCUGCUGGCGCGGUACCCCCCGGAUAAGCUCUUCCAAGCGGAACGGAAUUUCAAUGCGGCUCAAGACUUGGAUGUCUCCCUUUUGGAAGGUGACCUGGUGGGAGUGAUUAAGAAAAAAGACCCUAUGGGGAGUCAGAACCGCUGGCUGAUUGACAAUGGAGUUACCAAAGGCUUCGUGUACAGCUCCUUCCUAAAGCCCUACAACCCUCGCCGCAGCCACUCGGACGCCUCCGUGGGCAGCCACUCCUCCACAGAGUCAGAGCAUAGCAGCUCCUCCCCCAGGUGCCUGCGGCAGAACAGCGGCAGCACCUUGACCUUCAACCCCGGCAGCAUGGCUGUGUCCUUUACCUCGGGGUCUUGCCAGAAGCAGCCUCAAGAUGCAUCUUCACUGAAGGAAGGUGACCAGGGAACUCUCAGUGCGUCCCCGAGCCCGAGUAAUUCAGAGUUUUCCAGGUGCCCUUCGGACCCAGAUUCCACCUCUCAGCCCAGACCUGGGGACUCUGCAGACGGAGCCAGAGACGUGAGCCAACCCGCUAUCACCCCUAGGAGCCACCGAAGCUCCAAGCAUCCAGAAGUGGUUGGUCACUCUGUACCAGGGUGGAACGGGCAAGGCAAAGACCUCGUCAGAGGGUACAGGGCAGCCCAGGCUCUGCAAAACCAGAGUGAGGAGCCAGAAGGCAGCGAGGCGGCCGGCAGCCAGGUCUAUUUCGCCGUCUAUACCUUUAAGGCGCGAAACCCAAAUGAGCUGAGCGUGUCAGCCAAUCAGAGACUCAAGAUCCUCGAGUUUAAAGAUGUCACUGGGAAUGCCGAGUGGUGGUUGGCCGAGGCCAACGGGAGGAAGGGCUACGUGCCAUCCAAUUAUAUCCGCAAGGCGGAGUACACCUGAGCCGCCCCGCAGCGUCCCGCCUGCGCUCUGUCUGCUGAAGGACCCGGUGGCCCAGGAGGGGCCCGCCCAGCACAGGCCCGUCCGCAUUGCUUAGCCACGGCAUGGCGGAGCUCGAGCUCACGCUCGUCCUCCUCGGUUGGGUUGUAGACCUUGAUGCUCGCUAGAAUUCCUAGAUUUUGAAACGGACCCUGGAGUUUACGAUUCGGUGCCCAUGAGAAGAGAGGCAAGCCCCAGGGCAGCCUUUGGAAAUGGGAACUGUCAGGUCCGGAGAUGGUGCCUGUGUGUGCAGGAAGCUGUGCGGUAGCAUUAUAGCACGUGGACGUUGGUCGUGCCAUACCGAGUUCGAUACCCAAUGCGCCAGGAUCUGCUCACCGGAAACCGGCUCGGACAAAGGCAGUAGAGCUCUGGGAGCCACAACCGGCUGCGCUUCUGCCCGCAGCCAGGAAGUUGCCGGGACUGUACCAAACCUAGUGUUUUAGGGCUUCUGAGACAUCUCCCAUGGCAGCACGCAGUCUCCCUCACACACACACUACUUAAUUUCUGAAGCCCCUGAAAUACUGCCACCUGUAAUCUUCCUUAUUUCACUUCACUCCGGACUGGGAAACAAAACUCAACGGCUGGCUUCUUUUAAGAAGCACUUAGGCUCUUUAUUUUUCUUUGACCUUUCUUCUGAAAGGUUCUCUUCCCCUGUUGGGUGCAGUCACCUACACCUUUCUGACAGUCAUCGCCACUGUCUGCAAUCUGCGUGGUGUCUCCGGUCACUGCCUGGACUCACUACCUGAUACUUUUCCUGAAAUAACAGGACCAGCGCCCCAGCCACUCCCAGAAAGUGUCAGUUCUGCCAUGAGCUGGAAGCAGUGGAGGCUGGUGGGAGGCCAGUUACACCUGCGGGUGCGUGAACACCACACACGUGACUUAGGAAUUAGGAUAAACAGUCUCCGAAGUAGCUGACCUUGGACUUCCAAAUAAGCUCUCCUUACUGCCAGCCUCCCUGCUUCAGGAGCAGUAUUCAAAGCCAGACUCGAAAGUGCCUGACAGCACCUCCCACCAGCCUCAGGAAGAUAUUUGUUAACCCCUCCCUAGACUUUCCCCCAAAAGUGCUUUCUAGAAGGUCCCCAGAUACACAGCCUAUCUUAGAAGAGGGAACUAUGAAUUCUGUCCUUUAAGAAAGGGAGUAAGACCAGCCUUGGGCCACCAAGAGCAUGGCGGUUAAGGCAACUGGAUCCCACUGUGACUGAGUCCUGGGCCCAGUGGCUUGAGAAACAAGCCGGGUACACGUGUGUGCAUGCCCAAAAUCUUGAGCGAGCAAUGGAGAAGGGAUUGUGGCGUGACCAUUCCUCACGUGGGGUGCCCGCUCACUUUCUCUUCAAUGAAUGCACAUGCCCUAUAGCAGAAUUAAAGAAAAACAAAUAAAAAGAACAGAUAUAGCCCCUUCUCCUCUAAGUCCACAUUUGGCCUUAAAAUCCUGGUGACUCGGGGAGACACCGGGACCCUGGACCUGCAGUGCCUAUGCUGAUCCUGAUCAGAAGGCAGGGAUUGCUGCGAGAGUCUCUUGUGCAGUGUUUCUAUUUAGAGAUGUUUAUAUUUGAAUAUAGUAGUUAUUUUAUAAAUAAAGGCAUUUCUAAUGGCCAUGA